Suillus bovinus is the source of this 1284-nucleotide messenger RNA. RefSeq lists its product as uncharacterized. Gene Ontology annotation, biological process: peptidyl-histidine methylation, to form tele-methylhistidine. Bases 46 to 1155 code for a protein of 369 amino acids. The record is from RefSeq and is a predicted model, not a curated record. The transcript is spliced from 4 exons. Gene Ontology annotation, molecular function: protein-L-histidine N-tele-methyltransferase activity. Lineage: Eukaryota; Fungi; Basidiomycota; Agaricomycetes; Boletales; Suillaceae.
UCCCGAAGCCAGAUCGGUUCACCGAACUGGAAGUCGGGGAUUAUUAUGUCAUUUGAUCUCAUCACUUGCUCAUCACAAUUAAAAAUGUUCAAGUUCAACUUCGACGUGGAGGACGAUACUGAACAUUACAGUACAGCUGUAAAUCACACAACACAGAACCAGGGGCACGCUUCCGUGGAGGCGGCAGUCGUUCCUGAUGUAUUCACGGAGCUUUUUCUCGCAGACGCAUUAAACAGCCUACCGUCCAAAAUAUCUUACUCUCCAGUCACGAUCCCACUUGCCAACGGAGGUGAACUUUCCCUUCCACGCCGUGAUCUGUUCGAUGCGAGGUUUCAAUUGAUCUCUCAAAAUGUUGAUGACCCGGAUGCAUUGGAGCAACCGUCCGUCAACGCACGGUCGGCGCUGCACUUUUUAGAUACACCCUCUGACCUCGUGCCUCUCGUCUAUGAGGGCGGCUUGAAGACUUGGGAAUGCAGUCUUGAUCUUGUCAGCUAUCUAGACGGCAUAAAGUCACAGUUUGAUUUUAGCGGCAAGCGCGUGCUGGAGAUCGGAUGUGGCACCUCGAUUCCAUCGCUAUACAUCCUUCAUCGAAUAUUCUCCUCCCCACCUUCUCAGAAUCAGACACAUAUACACCUCCAGGACUAUAACGCCUCCGUGUUGGAAUUGGUGACUAUUCCCAAUAUUAUUCUGACCUGGUAUCUGUCAGAGGCAGCAGAGACAUACCGCAAAUCAGAGGAGCGGGCAGACUCUCCUUUGGAAUUGAACAUCUCGGAAAGUCUUAAAGACGCGUUCCAUCAAUCCCUGGUGACCUAUGGUGUCGAUUUACGUUUUUUCUCUGGCUCAUGGGAUACAUUCGACCUCCAAAAAUCAUGUGGGAGCUACAACCUGGUGUUAACAUCUGAGACCAUAUACCGGAUGGAGUCUCUUCCGAGCCUUACUGCUCUUAUGCGUGGUGCUUGCAACGCCGAAGUCUCCCAAGCUGUGGACGAUUACCUCUGUCUUGUAGCCGCAAAAGUGCUUUACUUUGGUGUGGGUGGCGGAGUAACAGAGUUUGUGCGAUGUGUACGAGAUUUGUAUAAAGGAGGAACAGUUGAGACUGUAUGGGAGAAAACACAGGGCGUCGAAAGGAGAGUAAUGAGUGUCAGAUGGAAUUGACGAUUUUAUUUGAUCCUUACUUGCGAGAUGAAAUGAAGCAUAAUCAUGUCGAUGAGAAUAAUAUGACUAGGAGGGCCGGCCAAUACAACAAAAUCAGAAUUGUUGUGAACAGCAAAAAAUGUGGACAAA